AAGAAACACUGGGGGCGGAUGAAGGAGGUGGAGAGAGACGAGGAAAGCGUGUCUCCUCCUCCUCAUUCAUACACGUAAUAUGCCCAGCUACCUGUUUGUCAGCCCAGUGCACGUAGAGCGGAGCCUCGAUUGCCCCUCUCUCAUCACCGUCACUCUCAUUCAUCCUUUCUCUCUCUCUCUCUCUCGCCUUCCCUUUACCUCUCCAGCUCUUCCUGCUCCAGUCAUUCACAAUCGGAGGACGACACCACCUGCUACCAGAUCUACACUUUGAGAAGACAAGAGGAAUCAUAUGUUCACCUGAGUCAACUAAGCAUCGGGGGUGCAACAGCAAGACUGGCUGCCUGCCUCAUGAUGGAAUAUUUUAGGUUAGACAGACAAAGGGCUACCUCCAUGGCACAGGACAUAUUACAGCUGCAUUUUCUCAUGCUACCCUUCUACAUUUGAUGGUGUCAUCAUCCGGUCAAGCAAAACAUUUUAGCAACACAAGGCAAAGCUAUGAAGACUGACCCAGAGCUAAAGCGGAUUUAAUUGAAUAGAAAUUGCCUACAUUAAAGUCAUUUCCCAGUUAAUGACUGGGUCUGAACUCCAUAGCCUGGCGCGGGCAGACGCAUCUCGCGUGUCUACCUGAGGCUCUCCUACCAUUUUAUGGAGACCUUGCAUAGUCGUCUGACAACUGGGGAGCAGUCUGGAGGUCAAGAACGUUGCCAACUAGAGUCAUCUUCUCGAAGCCUGCCUAAAUCUCCCUCCCGGCCCUCUCAACAACAACAAACAGACUCCCCAAAGCCCCAUGGCACGUUACAGCAACCCAAGCCGCUCCGAAGACAAAAUCCUGAACGCAAACGCCUCAGGAACCAACGCCAGAGCGUUGAAUCGGAUACAGGGUUGGAACCCAAACAUGUGGCAACAAAGGCAUCCACACUUUCUUGUUUGCCUGCAGGAGUCCCGUCAUCCUCAGCAGAUGACCUUGGUCAGUCUAAACCAGACACACAGGAGGGUACCCCAAAACAGAAACGAGAGCGUAAGCCUCAGAGACCAGGAAAAUAUGUUUGCACUUACUGUGGCCGUGCAUGCGCGAAACCUAGUGUCCUACAAAAACACAUACGUUCUCACACAGGGGAGAGACCCUAUCCCUGUGCACCAUGUGGCUUCUCUUUUAAGACCAAGAGUAAUCUGUACAAACACCGCAAAUCACAUACCCACAAGGUGAAAGCAGGUUUAGCUCUUGGGGAGCCGAGAUCUGUAGAGGAGCAAGUCACAGAGUCGGAAGAUGAAACUAGACAAAUAUCCUCAGCCUCUUGCCAUACAGAAGGCACAGUAGCCUCAGUCAAAAGUCAUGAAGCAGACAAGGCUAAAGACUGCACUCCUGGAAACAAUGACUCCUACGCGGUGAAGAAGAGACUGGCCCUGCGUCUCAGCAGAGGAAAACAAGGUGCUCAAGACUCAUCUGAUGAUAAGACGCAGUCUCAAAUUUUAGGCAGCAGAGGCAGUACCGAAUCCGGCUAUUUCUCUCGGUCUGAAAGCACCGAGCAGUCACAGGACAGUCCUCCAAACACAAGUGCCAAAAGCUAUGCAGAGAUCAUUCUGGGUAAAUAUGGGCGCCUCGGACAUCUCCAGAGGAUGUCUCGUCAUCACAACCAGCAGCCCUCUGGUCAAGAGGACAAAAGCAUCCCGUUUACCGUUCCCAAGAAGGAGGUCAUUGAGCAUAUUACUAAACUCAUCACCAUCAAUGAGGCUGUGGUGGACACCAGCAAAAUUGACAGUGUAAAGCCAAGGCGAUUUUCACUUUCCAGAAAGAACAGUUCAGAAUCUCAAAAGAGCUCAUCUUUAAAAGAACCUUUUCUUCACAGCCCUAAACCUGGGGAUCUGAGCUAUAAAAGCAGCGGCUCUAUCACCAUGGGAGUUCCCUGUGAGAAAUUUCACAAUCCAUCUCAAAACCUAGACCAGCCACCUGGCCAAACAUCAACCACCCCGUUGGUCAGAAGUCAGUCGAUGCCAACUGCAUGUGGUGCAUUUGACCUUUCCACUCAUGGCCCCAGUAAAUUCCGUCAAAGUCAUUCCUUUGAUGAACGCCGGCCCUCAGAAAUGCAAGCAUCUCGUCGUUAUGGGAUGUUAAGGCGGCAACCAGCCAUUGAAAUCCCACUUGGUGCCGAGUUGACAGAAGAGGAACACGAGGGUUCUCAUUCGUUUCUUUCUGACGGCAUACUGUCACCUACUGCGCCUGACCACAAGCAGAGUCAAGCGCAGCCAUACAAAUGCGAGGUCUGUUGCAUUGGAUGCAAAGACUGGGAAAGUUACACUAGACACAAAUGCUCACAGCUGAUUAGCACCGCAGCCAGAGCCGGGGUCUCAACUUUGCGCAAAAGGAGAAAGGAGGACAGUUUUGAAUUUGAUGACCCUUCUUCUCCUCCACUACCGGUUACCGGCUUCUUGUCAGGACCGUGUAGAGACGAAGCUAGUGUAGCUUAUGCGGGUCCCAGGAGACCUCCAUUGCAAACCUGCUCAGUAAUUCAACAUACUAGUUCAUUUGAAAAACAAGAACUGUUGUACAAUAAGAGUCACGUUUCGGAGGCAACGAGUAAUUCCUCACCAAAAGAAGAAUAUCAACUGGUGCCUCAGAACCAGGAACAACAAUCAACAAAAGUAGCCUCUCGCAAACUGCUCCACCAACACAGCGUGCAAGUUCCAGAAAUACUGGUGACGGAGGACUCUAACAUGAGCUCAAAUGCAGCAAUGAAGCCAGCCUGCAUUACAAAACAUGCAGAGAAACCCGAUGACUUCCAGUGGCCACAGAGGAGCCCAUCUCUGGCCCAGCUCCCUAUUGAAAAACUUCCACCAAAGAAGAAGCGCCUGCGCCUGACCGAGGCAGUCCAGUCCUCAGGAGAGUCCAGUUUUGAUUCUAUAUCCUUGCCUCAUAGCCCAAGUCAAGCUAGUAGUGCGUCUUAUUCAUCCAGUCGUUCCACAUCCUUUGAGGAGUCAAACAGAACUGACAUGGAGACAAUGGCAACACCGCUGAGAAGAUCAAGAGCUUCUCACAUGUUGACAGUACCUAGGGUGCAUCAGCACAGAGAGAUGAGGCGCUCGGCAUCAGAACAGGCCCCUCAUGAGCCACAACCUGGCGUGCUAAUGGCCGAGACUCGCAGUAAGUCAUUUGACUACAGUUGUCUAUCCCCCGAGCGCACUGCAAUCGGCUGGAGAGAGAGAAGAAAGUGUCUCCUGAUGAGACACACUGCAGUUACAGAUCCAGACGAGGAGGAGGAGGAGCAGGUUAGCGUCCAGAACCAUGCUACUAAAUGUGUGACAACCAGCACAUCUUCUGAGCCAAGCCCAACGUAUGCGUUCUGCACGAGGUCCCCUCCCUCGCUUUUAUCAGGUGACGCAGAUUUACGUCCAAGUGCAUCACAUUUCAAAGGCAUUUUCCCUCAGUGGGAACAGAGUAAAAAUCUUCUCUUAACUGACACCACAGAACCCUCAGCUGCUCCUGGUCCACCUUUGCAUCCCAUUAAAAAGGAGCCUUCAUACAUCCAUACAAGUCAGCCUCCACAACCUAAUUCUGCGCAUGGACCAUCAGGGGCAGCCAGAGCUCACUACCUCCCAGUAUCUACUGGGCUGAAGUUAGAGAUUCCCUUAAAACACAAUGAUUAUUUAGAUGUUCAAGUAGGACGUUCCCAAACCCAGCAAAUAACUCAUAUAACGUCCAGUUUGGAAUUGGUAACUGCAGUCUCAUCUCCUUCAGUGGCUGUACUCCAAACAGAGACCCUCAUGCCGGCAUGUGCCAUUUAUACCACUCUGUCUCAGUCCACUUCCCCUACGCCCCAGGAGGCCAUCGAUGCAAUUUCCCAUAAUGUAGGUAUCCCAGCUGCUGACUACAUAAACCGGAGAAACACCGUUACAGACUUUAAGUUGUGGUCUGAUGAUGACCUAAGGUUGUCAGGCUCAGGGGGCAACAAGCGUAUGCUUUCCCCUUCCAACAGUAUAGAGCUCCCCCCUGAGUCUCAACAGCAGCAGAAACGAGUUAAAGAAGAAGGGGAGACUGGGGCAGAGUGUGUCGAGGCAGGAGACAAAACCAAUCAGGAUUUCAAACAGGAGAAUCGUUCCUGUCUAAAUCGUUUUUCGCCUGUGACACAUGCAAGGUCUUCAUUUCCCAGUCUGCUGUCCAGCACUUGUAACAGCUGGUGCUAUUUGAACUACAUCAAGCCAAACCCCUCCACUCUGGACGAACAGAAGCCCUCGGUGUAUUCAUCGUGGUCCACUAGCGGCUACGACCCCAACCCACCUGGCCUCUCAAGCAAGACGGCGCUCGCUCUUUUACACUGUAAGCAGAGGCUCAGUCCCUCCAUCUACACCACAUCACUCAUGUCAGUGAAGACAACUGAGUCAGUGGAGCCAGAGGACAACAUAAAGCCAGCCUUUACUGAGGUGAACAACAUCCAGUGGUUUUGCGAUGAAACGAAAAAAGGACAGGAUUCUUCAGAUGAUGGCAAGUCAGGUGGAAAGGAGGAGGAGAGGGCGAAAAAGGACUUCCUGUCAUGCUCCAGAAAUAAACACCCUGAAACUUGGCUUUCCGAGAAGGGAUCAAAUGAGACGCAAGGCGACUGUGGAGGGACCAGCCAAAGUGAAGGAUGUGGAAACAGCCUUGAGAGGAGCAGUGGGCUGCAAAAGUGCACCGAUUCCUCUACACAGUCCCUGACACGCAAACACUGCAAAGACACGUUCAAAGCCGAAGGAGUCUGUGAAGACUCUUCAGUUUACUCCAUUAAGGAAAAAGAUGAUCAAGACUCUGAUUUGCUGAAAAAUGGAGGCGAUGAGAGAAGUGCAAAGUCCAAAGCAACUGAAAGCUCCUCUGACAAGGAGGAACCUCAGCGAGGAGGCAGUCCGAAGGAACCGGAGCCCAGCAGGCCUAAGGAUGCUGUCAAGCCGGGCUCGGCCAGCGCCAGGAGGGCUCUGUUUGCACAGAGGCGCAUUAAUGCUUCAGCUUCUGCAUCCACCAGCGAACACCAUUCUCCAAGUCCUCAAAUUCAAGCCCCACAAAGGGAACCACCUUUACCUUGCAGUCUGUCACCUGAGCCCCAUGGGUCCCCGGGGACCCCUCCCGCCUCCCCAUCUAGCUGUCAUGUCUCGAAUUCCCCACCUAGAGCAGAAUCCCCUGUUAGAGGCUCGUCUCCUGCAGUGGUUCAGUCCCAUGGAUCAGACUCCUCUGAGCCUCUGAGCUCCUCUGCAGACACCUCUGCUUCAUGUCUUCACUCAAGGGACUAUUCAUCUACAGUGAGACUGUCUGUGGAGGAAGUGGGUCUGACCCACGUCGCCCCACUUCCCACACGGCUUCGGGGAGCCCACAACCUCCUGAGUCACCUCCCUCUGCACUCCCAGCAGCUCAGCAGGGCAUCGAGCCAACUGAUUCCCAUAGGGGGCAUUCACAUGAUUCAGCCCAGGUCCCCCCUCCCGCUCUACAGCCUGGUGAGCCCCCCCACCGCAGUCACGAGUAGGCCUGCAGGGUCAGGGACGUCCUGGAGAAUAAGCAGCACUCCCAAGACAAGGUCUCCUCUGCUGCUGCAGCAGCAGCAGGAUCCUCUGAAAGAGGUGACGAGCGGCAGCCGAGCCAGCCCGACAGACGAUGCAGCUUCGGGGGGAAUGCCCCGCAGCAGCCAAUCGGAUGCCCCGCUACGCCGACAGAAUCAAGGAUGCAGCAUUCAACUGCUGCCACAGCAUCUGGAGGUUGGUGCAGAUUCUACAGAGACAUGUGUUUACCCCGAGACCACCCAAGGCCAAAAAAAGACUCCUUCCUCCCAGACACAACUCUGAUAGGAGAGCGAGCCUGAAGGGACAGUGCAAAAGACUGAAAACCAGGACCCGUGAACGAAAACACAACACUGGUUUAAAAUCUGAAGACAAAAGGCAAGAGCACUUGAGCACCGCUUCUGAAUGAUGCUGUUAUGUAAUUAUAUGAAUUAUAUAUAUAUAUAUAAUAUAUAUAUAUAUAUAUAUAUAGACACUAUGUUAGAUAUGCAGUAUGUUUUGUAAAUCAUUUUUUACCCUCGUUUGAUGUCAUCGGUGUUAAUUUAUCUAUGUGCUAUUAUGCAAAGUCUGUACUAUAUGCAAAAGCAGCUCGAAUGAAAAUGGACAAAGUUCGAAUCAGUUUCCAUAUUAACCCUUUGGACGGCUCUAAUACGCCAUGUUAAUAUACUGUAUUACUAGAAUGGAUAGAGAAAGGUUCUACAAAUAUUUAUUCAACCCAACAGUAUUUUGAAGUGCAAUUUUUGUCAAGAUUGUGGUUUAAAAUGUCAUUGUUUAAGCUGUGAUUAUUAUAAUUAUUAUUAUAUUUAUUAGUUUUGUUGUUGUUGUCCAGCUGUUUGAAGAAGCAGGGUUCUAAACAUCUCCUCUUCUCAGUUGUUUAACAAAAGCAGAUUCGAGUGGAGGUGACGAGUCUGCUUCACAUACAUGGUAGCUACAAAUACAUGUACUUUUGUGUUGUUGCUUUUAUAAACGGUACAAUCACUCGUCAUUUCCAUGUUUACCAUUAAACGUCUCAUUUUUACAGGUUUAUAUUAAA
Messenger RNA from Betta splendens (Siamese fighting fish), 6547 nucleotides. It is a transcript of the gene hivep3a, whose product is annotated as HIVEP zinc finger 3a. NCBI's taxonomy places the organism in Eukaryota, Metazoa, Chordata, Actinopteri, Anabantiformes, Osphronemidae. Gene Ontology annotation, molecular function: DNA-binding transcription factor activity, RNA polymerase II-specific; RNA polymerase II cis-regulatory region sequence-specific DNA binding. The record is from RefSeq and is a predicted model, not a curated record. The transcript is spliced from 6 exons. Gene Ontology annotation, biological process: regulation of transcription by RNA polymerase II. Bases 646 to 5799 code for a protein of 1717 amino acids. Gene Ontology annotation, cellular component: nucleus.